AUGAUGUCGGAUGGAAUCUUACUCAAAAUCCCUCAAGUCAUUCGUACUUAUAAUGUCACACGAUCAAUUAGUAGAACAACUACAGAAAUAUAUUCAGCAUCGAUUAGAAUUCAAACAGCAAUACCAAUUACGAAAUCUUCGGAUAUAUCACCAGCAGAAUGUUUUGGUUUUGCUAUACUUAUUUUAACUACAAUUAUUGGUAAUACACUUGUUCUUUCAGCACUUUUUCUUGAUAAAAGACUUCAUACACCUUCAUUCUUUCUUAUUGCUAAUAUGGCUAUUGCUGAUUUAUUACUUGGUAUAGCUGUUCUUCCGUUUUCAUCUGUACUUGAACUUCUUAAUGAUCAUUGGAUAUUUGGACAAAGUUUUUGUUCUACAUGGCUUGCACUUGAUGUUCUUUGUUGUACAGCAUCGAUUAUAGCUUUAAUGGCUGUAUCAAUUGAUCGAUAUAUUGGUGUAACAAGACCAUUAAACUAUAGUACUAUAAUGACAACUCGACGAACAAUUUACUUAAUAAUUAUUGUCUGGACUGUAUCAAUAUUAACAUCUGUUGUGCCAUUAUUUGGUUUAACUGAUCGAAGAAAAAUAUCAAAAAAUAUCAAUACAACAUAUGAACAUUUAGAAAAAUGUGAAGUCAAUAAGAAUACAUUUUAUACAAUAUUUUCUUCUAUGAUAUCAUUUUAUAUACCUGUUAUUAUACUUCUUAUACUUUAUUCACGUGUUUAUCAAGAAGCAAAAAAACAAGAAAAAAAAUUAGAAAGUGAAAAACGUCGUCUAUUUGAAAUUGAUUAUCAAAGAGCACACGAACAAGCUCAAAAACUACAAAAAAUUCAAUCAAAUGGAAAUUUAAGAAAAAGUCACAGCCCUUCAAAUAAAUCUGAAGACAGUAAAAAUGGUGUAUCAAGAAAAAUUUUAAAUCAUGAAAAUAGUGUUGAUCAUACUUUACCAUUAGCUGAUAGUAUUCAUUUAAAAAAUGAUUAUUCAGAUCUAAAGUCAAAGGAUAAUGCUGACGAUGAUGAUAUAUCUCAGUCUGAAUCUUCAAUGGCUCCUAAGAAAAAAAGAAAACGUGGUUUUUUGGGAAAACGUAUAUUUUCAACAAUCAAACGAAAUUCACUUCUUAGUACUACUACUCCUCAAACAUCACAUCGCAAUAGUGCGUUAUUACCAAAUGAUGAAUUAUUAUUAAUUAAACGUAGAUUACAUAAUCUUAAACGUGAAAAAAAAGCUUUUCGUACAGUUGGUCUCAUACUUGGCGCAUUACUUAUUUGUUGGCUUCCAUUUUUUGUAACAUUACCUGUUAUGUCAAUACUAAAACAUCAUGGAGUACUGAAAGAUGAAAGUCAUGAAAGUACAUGGUUUAAAAUUGCAUUUUGGCUUGGUUAUUGUAAUUCAGCACUUAAUCCAUUUGUUUAUGCGUUUUCAAAUCGUGCAAUUCGUCGAGCAUUUCGUCAAGUUAUAUUUCGGCGCUGUUGUUGUUGUAUCUGUCCAAAACCAUCAAAUAAUCCUGAAGAACAAUAUAGUAGUCAACGUCAACGUGGUCAUAGUGGUUCAUUAACUACAGAUAUAUCUCAAGUAGUGACAAAAGGAAUAAAUUCAUCAUCAGUUGAUACUAUGCGAACAAUACCAAGAACACAAAGUAAUCAUAAUUAUCCGCCAAGUUCAUUAAGACGAACAUCUACAACUGCUGCACCGAUUGUUUCAUUUGCUGAUUUUCUAGAAGAAACAGGUGAUGAUGAUAUAUCAUCUCAUGAUGAUAAGCAAUCAAUUAAGGAAGAUCUGGAAUCAACUUCAAAUUCGAAAAUCGACAAAUGA
Molecule: messenger RNA, 1812 nt
Organism: Adineta steineri
Lineage: Eukaryota; Metazoa; Rotifera; Eurotatoria; Adinetida; Adinetidae
Source: the annotation of a GenBank genome assembly